This is a messenger RNA of Candida albicans SC5314, 990 nucleotides long. Its product is annotated as Elongator subunit. The transcript has a single exon. The record is from RefSeq and is a predicted model, not a curated record. Lineage: Eukaryota; Fungi; Ascomycota; Pichiomycetes; Serinales; Debaryomycetaceae. Gene Ontology annotation, cellular component: cytosol; elongator holoenzyme complex. Gene Ontology annotation, biological process: tRNA wobble base 5-methoxycarbonylmethyl-2-thiouridinylation. The coding region runs from base 1 to 990 and encodes 329 amino acids. Gene Ontology annotation, molecular function: tRNA binding.
AUGGGAUUGUUUGCUGAACAUUUACGUGAAACUAAACAAUUUGGUGAAGCUGGUGUGAUAUUUGAAUAUUUGAUUGAUUUGGAAAAUGCAUUAGAAUGUUAUAUAAUGGCCAAGAAAUGGAAACAAGCAUUAUCAUUAGUUGAGAAAAGUGCUGACCUUUUGGAGAAAUUAUCUGAUACGGCUGAAAAAUUAGUUGAAACAUUAACUGAAGAUCAUAAAUAUAGUGAUGCUGCUGAAAUUGAAUAUCAAUUUUUGGGGAAUGUUGAAGCAUCUAUCAAAUUAUAUUGUAAACAAUAUUGGUAUGAUCAUGCUAUAUUAUUAGCUGAAAAAUCUAAAAAACCAGAAUUGAUUGAAUCAAUAGUUGAUGUUCAAAUAAAUGAAGGGUUUGGAGUGAUUGCUGAAUUAUUAGCCGAUUGUAAAGGGCAAAUGAAUUCACAAUUGAAAAGACUUCGAGAAUUAAGAACUAAAAAGCAAGAAGAUCCAUUUUCGUUUUAUGGAACUCCUGAUGAUUUAGAUACUCCUGAUAAUGUAUCGGUUGCUGCUUCUGAAACAUCAACCACCCCAUCAUUUUUCACAAGAUAUACUGGUAAAACUGCUGGUACGGCCAAGACAGGAGCAUCUAGAAGAACUGCCAAAAACAAAAAGAGAGAAGAAAGAAAACGUGCCAAGGGAAGAAAAGGUACUAUUUAUGAAGAAGAGUAUCUUAUUAAAUCAGUUGGUCGUUUAUUAGAAAGAUUAGAUCAAACCCAAUCAGAUGCGCUUAAAUUAAUUGAAGGACUUUUAAGAAGACAUAUGAAAGAACAAGCUUAUCAAAUACAAAAGAAUUGGUGUGAAUUGAUUGAUUUUAUCAAAGAAAAUAUCGAUGAAAUUCAUAAUAUGAGUGAAAAAGAUCGUGAAAGAAUCGAUGAUAAUGGUGAAAUCUAUUUGAUUGAUGAAAUUCCAAAACCUAAAGUAUCAGAAUUCCCUAAAUUCAAUAUAUUAGAUUAUUAA